CUCGGAGCGUCGGGGUCUGAGCGUGGCUUUGAAGCCGCGUCCGCUACCGUCAUGAGCGGCCGAAGCCGGGGUCGAAAGUCCUCCCGCGCCAAAAACCGGGGCAAAGGCCGCGGCAAGGGCCGAGGCCGCCCUGCUCCCGACGACGCCCCCCGCGACCCGGACCCCCCGCAGUGCCAGCGGCUCGGGGACGACGCCGAGGCGGCACAGGUGCAGGCUGGCGCGGGUUGGGGUGGCCUGGAAACCGCUGCGCCCGCGCCGCCCCUCAGGCCGGCGGAGGAGGCCGCCUGUGGGCUCCCCCUGGACUGUGGCCUCGCGCUCCGGGCCCGAGCCGCGGGGGACCGCGGGCUGGCCGCUACCAGGCCGGCCUCCGGGCAGACUCUGUCUUUAUCAGACCGCCUGGCAGCAGACACGGUCUUUGUGGGAACCGCGGGAACGGUGGCAAAGCCAAGAAACGCCCCCCGCGUUGGAAACCGGCGUGUCCCUACCGGGAAGAAGGCCUCAGAGACCUGUAGUGUCGUGGGCCGGGGGCCGCAGGCCGUAGCCGGCGGGAAGCCGAAGAAAGGUGCGGCCGCGGAGUGUGCCCCCGCGCCCGUGGGCGAGGAGAGGAGAGUGGAGAAGGAGCCGGGGUCGGGGCCCGCGGCCACCGACGGCAGCAUGGAUACGCUGGAGACCGUGCAGCUGAAGCUGGAGACCAUGAACGCGCAGGCGGACAGGGCCUACCUCCGCCUCUCGCGCAAGUUCGGGCAGUUGCGGCUGCACCACCUGGAGCGCAGGAACCUCCUCAUCCAGAAUAUUCCCGGCUUCUGGGGUCAGGCGUUUCAGAACCACCCGCAGCUUUCCUCCUUCCUGAACAACCAAGAUAAAGAAGUACUCAGUUACUUGAAUAGCUUGGAAGUGGAAGAGCUGGGUCUCGCCAGAUUGGGCUACAAAAUCAAGUUCUACUUCGGCCGCAACCCGUAUUUCCAAAAUAAGGUGCUCAUCAAAGAAUACGGGUGUGGCCCUUCGGGUCAAGUGAUAUCUCGUUCUACUCCAAUCCAGUGGCUCCCAGGGCAUGACCUCCAGCCCGUAAGCCAGGGAAACCCGGAAAACAACCGUAGUUUCUUUGGGUGGUUUUCCAACCACAGCUCCAUUGAGUCUGACAAGAUUGUUGAGAUAAUCAACGAGGAACUGUGGCCCAACCCCCUGCAGUACUACCUUAUGAGUGAAGGGGCCCGCGGAGAGAAAGGAAGGGAGGUCAGGCCAAGUCCCACAAAGCAGCCAGGCGAGACCCCUGAGCCUGGGGUGAAACAGUCCAAUUGAUCCUGCACAAGUUUCCCUACUACCUCCAUGCCGGGCGCGUUGCUGGCUGACUACAUGUGUGUUGGGCUGUCUGUCGUUUCUUCACGUUGGCCUCUUUGCACUGUAGCCCGUUUGGACUUUAGCUACAAGAAUAUGGCACUCAUGAUCAUGUUCUUUUGCCUCCCCAUGGCCUUUGCUCGUUUACAGUAGUGUCACAUGUUACGCGAUUUUGUCCACACAUGUACCUUUUUUGGUUGUGUGCUGCCUUUCUCUAUACUGCUUGGACUCUUUUCUGGGCUCUGGCCUUCUCGACUUGUCUUUAACGUGGACACUCGUGGGUCAUCAUCCAGGAGGACCAGUUCAUUUUCAAGCUCUACUGCUUCAGGGCCAGUGACUUACUGAGCUUUGUGUUCACGGUGGCCAUGCGUGUCAUCCAUGGCACGCUUUUCCGUUGCCAUUGCAACAUGUGCCACUGCACAUGGUAGUGACCAUUAGCCACAACUCAGUGUUCAUUACUCUGGGGUUGCCAGCCAAGGUGCCAACUACUUUAUCUCCAGCUUUGGCCUGUGAUCUGUACUGCCCUGCUGGACACCCAGCAGAAUGGCCCUUGACUGACGGGCAUGGAAGAGGUUAAGGUCAAGAAACAGUAUGCCCUGUGUUUUAUGUCAUCAUACGUCUCUUCUUGCGUCAGCCCUUCUGCUGAACUUUGAUCAAGGUUUGGCCACUGAGUUUUGUCUAGGUUGCUGUUGACCCCGAUUAGCUUCCUGAUCAACAAGGACUUCGAGGAUUGCCUGUGGACCCGGGCCCCUGCCAGUGCAUGAAACACACUACCCUUCCCAGCUUUCCAGGAACUCUGCUGGCUACCAGACUCAUGGGCGGGCUGGUAUGUGUGGACAUGUACUCACUGUCAUCCUGCUGUGGCGCCAGGUGAGGGUGGGGACUCGGGUGCGCAUGGAGUCCAGGUUCAGGUCUGGAUCACAUUUUGGACUUCAGGGAUUCAAAACUCUCCCAUCCUUGGAACGAAAAGCAUCUGGAGGCUCCUUGUACCUUGAACAAAGAGUGGCAUUUUGAGGAAUGUAAGCAAGUCAGAGACCCAAGAAUUACAGUUCAUCUAAAGUGAAGAAGCAUGCAGGCAAGAAAAAUACGCUGCCAAAUCCCACACAUUCAGGAGGAAUCUGGAGGCAUGUUGCUGCCCACGAGCCUCCUACUGAGAAGCCCCCGAGAUAAGGAAGGGCUGAUGUUCUACACACAGUCCUGUCUGUUCUCCUUCCAGGGAGGGGACCAGGGUGGGCCUGCGUGCUCUCUGAUGACAGGGGACUCAGGGACUUGAAGCAAACAACUUGCAGACAGAAGGGAUGAGAUUGGCUCCGCCUGCCUAUGGAUAGCUCCAGACAGUCUUCCCUCCCUGGAGGAUCUCCCUCAGCAGACUCGGCAUGACCUUGUUGGAGAUGGUGUCCCUGAAAAUCUGUGUAGAUCAGCCUGCCCUGGAGCUGCUGUGGGCCGCUGUUCCUGUCUCCAUCAGGGCUGACCAAACUCCCUGCUUGCAACUCUUGGCUUGCAUAUGGGCAUUCCCUUUCCCCAGACUCCCUGCAGUAGCUUGUAAAGUCUUCAAAGGCCAGAACCACGUCUUUGCCAACAUGUACCACAGUCCCUGGCGCAGGGAAGGCAGGCAUUAGACAAGAAUCAGUGAAUGAAUGAGGUCUCAUCAAACAACAGCUCUGCACUUGCUAGGAUUAUUUAUUUUAAUAUUAUGCAAACCACAGCGUGGGCAUCCUCAACUCCUGCUCCUAAAUCCUUUGUGAUUGGUUAAUCAACAAGUUAUGUCUGAAGAUCACUACAGCCUAAGGACCAAGUGAGACAGAUGCAAUGGUGACUGCCCGCUUUGAGAGAACUAUUAAUCAGCUGCAUAAUAAUAAUGCUAGCCAUUUUACUAGAGGCUGCUUCUUCUAGAGCUCAGGGUUAAUCUUACGGAGUGCUUUGCUUAAUUAAAAAAUAUCCCAGCAAAGUUAAAGGACAACCCAAUUUCUAAUUACUCACCAGUAAUCACCAGCUGGCCUGUGAUA
Lepus europaeus (European hare) is the source of this 3341-nucleotide messenger RNA. It is a transcript of the gene TSPYL5, whose product is annotated as TSPY like 5. The coding region runs from base 52 to 1299 and encodes 415 amino acids. Lineage: Eukaryota; Metazoa; Chordata; Mammalia; Lagomorpha; Leporidae. Gene Ontology annotation, biological process: nucleosome assembly. The transcript is spliced from 2 exons. Gene Ontology annotation, cellular component: nucleus; chromatin. Gene Ontology annotation, molecular function: histone binding; chromatin binding. The record is from RefSeq and is a predicted model, not a curated record.